AAAAGAAAAGGGGAUAAUUCGAAAAAACAAAAAAAGAAAAACUCUCUUACACUAUACUUGCAAGCCUCUUCUCAUCUCCACCACUCCCUCUAUCGCACAUGAAAUUCUAACCUCUCUUACUUUUCAAUCCUCACGUAGCUUCUAAUUCCCAUGGCGAAAACCCUAAUUUCUUCUCCGACGUUCAUCGGUGCACCACUCCCGUCAGUCGCUCGCCAUGGGUUCCACACACUUCCUAAUAGGAGAUUCAUAUCCACAAGAGUAAAUUUAAGCUUGCACGAGAUUCCUCCAAUUAGUCAUUUAGAUUCUUCAAUUGAUUUCAGUUCGAUUAUUAGUAGAGCUGAGAGCCUCCUCUAUACGCUCGCGGAUGCUGCUGUUGCGGUGGAUUCCGCCUCUGGUGGUGCUGCCUCCAGCUCAACUGAUACAGCUGUACAAAAGAAUGGUGGGUGGUUCGGCUUUAUCUCCGAAUCCAUGGAGUUUGUUCUCAAGGUAUUGAAGGAUGGGCUUUCAGCUGUUCAUGUUCCGUAUGCUUAUGGUUUUGCAAUUAUAUUGCUCACUGUUAUUGUAAAAGUUGCCACACUCCCUUUAACCAAGCAACAAGUUGAAUCUACAUUGGCAAUGCAAAACCUUCAACCUAAGAUAAAAGCCAUUCAACAAAGAUAUGCAGGCAAUCAGGAGAGAAUACAACUCGAGACAUCACGUCUAUAUAGGCAAGCUGGGGUUAAUCCUUUAGCAGGUUGUUUUCCGACCUUGGCUACAAUACCAGUGUGGAUUGGUCUAUAUCAAGCUCUUUCAAAUGUUGCGAAUGAGGGACUGUUGACAGAAGGGUUUUUUUGGAUUCCGUCAUUGGGUGGGCCAACUACAAUUGCAGCUCGACAAAGUGGAUCUGGCAUUUCAUGGCUUUUUCCAUUUGUGGAUGGCCAUCCACCAUUGGGCUGGCAUGACACUGCAGCUUACCUGGUUCUACCUGUCCUCCUUGUUGUAUCUCAGUAUGUAUCAAUGGAGAUUAUGAAACCUCCCCAGACGGAUGACCCAGCUCAAAAGAACACGCUUCUUGUUUUCAAGUUUCUUCCUCUCAUGAUUGGUUACUUUUCCUUGUCUGUUCCAUCUGGAUUAUCUAUUUACUGGUUCACAAACAAUGUACUCAGCACAGCCCAACAGGUAUGGUUACGCAAAUUAGGUGGUGCAAAGCCUGUGGUUAAUGAGAAUGCAAGUGGAAUCAUCAGUGCAGGACGUGCAAAAAGAUCAGCUUCACAGCCAGCACAACCUGGUGAUAGGUUCAGGCGGUUAAAGGAAGAAGAGAAGAGGACAAAAUUGAGCAAGGCACUAUCAGAUGACAAGGUACAGAUUUUGGAUUCUGCAUCUGCUUCUGAUGAGGACUCAGAUGAAGAGACUAAUGACAAGGGUGAAGGAGUUCUAGAGCAAGCAUAUGCUUCUAGUUCAAGCAAACAGGUUCCUGACACUUCUAGGCCAAAGAGAAGCAAGCGGUCAAAAAGAAAGCGUGCUGUAUAAAAAGUCUGUAUACUGGUCUGAUCAUUGUAGUUUUUGGUUGACCAUGAUCUAUGGCUUGGCUCCGAGAAAAAGAGAGUCUGGCUUCUAUAAUCUCUAGUGGUUUGAUUUCGUUUGGUUUGAUUUGCAAUUGAUCAGAUUUGAAAGGUACAUUCAUAUUAUUUAUACGCAUUAACACACUGACACAUGCAUUUCGUCAUCCGGUGCCACAAAUAUCAUCCGUAGAAAUCCAUACAUGGAAUGGAAGCUUUGUCUUUGUACGUAUUGUGUUGUAGCAGUCCUUAAACCUUUUUUUUUUUUUUCUGGGAUUAGUUGUUUUGAUAAUUACUGAUCCAACGGUCAAGAAAAUGCCUUUUAAUGUACAGCUUCUUUUCUUGUUAUUCCCUGGAUAUUAGAAAGACAAUUAUAUUAUUAAAA
Molecule: messenger RNA, 1923 nt
Organism: Jatropha curcas
Lineage: Eukaryota; Viridiplantae; Streptophyta; Magnoliopsida; Malpighiales; Euphorbiaceae
Source: RefSeq, a predicted model, not a curated record